AUGCCGGCCGCGCUGCUGGUCCUGGCCAUGUCGUCGUCCUUCUUCAACCCCAGUUUCGCCUUCAGCUCGCACUUCGACCCGGACGGCGCCUCCCUCAGUGAGCUCUCCUGGUCAUCCUCCCUGGCUGUGGUCGCCGUAUCCUUCUCUGGGCUCCUCACCAUCAUCGUCCUCAUGCUGGCUUGCUUGUGCUGUAAGAAGGGCGGUAUCGGGUUCAAGGAGUUUGAGAAUGCCGAAGGUGAUGAGUACGCAGCUAGCUUCUCGGCUCAUGGCUCCCCGGCAGCCGCUGCUCGGGGGGGCCCUGACGUGUAUAUCUUACCGCUGGCUGAGGUUUCACUGCCUGCUGCCAAGCAGCCGGGCCGUUCAGUGCAGCUCCUCAAGCCUACGGACCUGGGCCGCCACAGCCUGCUGUACCUCAAGGAGAUUGGCCAUGGCUGGUUUGGGAAGGUGUUCCUGGGGGAGGUGAACUCGGGCGUCAGCAGCAGCCAGGUGGUGGUUAAGGAGCUCAAAGCCAGUGCAAGUGUGCAAGAACAGAUACACUUCCUGGAGGAGGUGCAGCCUUACAGGGCCCUGCAGCAUAGUAACCUGCUCCCGUGUCUGGCGCAGUGUGCAGAAGUGACACCCUACCUGCUGGUGAUGGAGUUCUGUCCGUUGGGGGACCUCAAGGGUUACCUGAGGAGCUGCCGGGUAGCGGAGUCCGUGGCACCUGACCCGCUGACCCUGCAGCGCAUGGCCUGUGAGGUGGCCUGCGGGGUCCUGCACCUGCAUUACCACAACUACGUGCACAGUGACCUGGCCCUGAGGAAUUGCCUGCUCUCCGCAGACCUCACGGUGAAGAUUGGCGAUUAUGGCUUGUCUCACUGCAAGUACAGAGAAGACUACUUCGUGACGGCUGACCAGCUGUGGGUGUCACUGCGCUGGAUUGCACCUGAGCUGGUGGACGAGGUCCACAGCAACCUGUUGGUUGUGGACCAGACCAAGGCCAGCAACGUGUGGUCCCUGGGCGUGACCAUCUGGGAGCUCUUUGAGCUGGGUGAGCAGCCUUACCCCCACCACUCGGACCGCCAGGUGCUGGCCUAUGUCAUCAGAGAGCAGCAACUCAAGUUGUCCAAGCCUCAGCUACAGCUGCCCCUGUCUGACCGCUGGUACGAGGUGCUGCAAUUCUGCUGGCUGCAGCCGGAGCAGCGGCCCACAGCCGAGGAGGUGCACUUGCUGCUGUCCUACCUGUGCGCCAAGGGCACCACCGAGGCUGAGGAGGAGUUCGAGAGGCGCUGGCGCUCGCUGCGACCCGGAGGGGGCGGCGAGGGGGGAGGGCCAGGCCCCGGGGCGGGGUUGGUGGGCCCGGCCCUGGGAAGUGCGUCCGAGCUCGCCACCGCCUCAUCCUUCCCGCUGCUCGAGCAGUUUUCGGGCGACGGCUUCCACGCGGACGGCGACGACGUGCUGACGGUGACCGAGACGAGUCAUGGCCUCAAUUUCGAAUACAAGUGGGAGGCUGGCCGCGGCGCCGAGGCCUUCCCGCCGCCGGGGGGCGCGCUGAGUCCGGCCCGCGCCGCGCGCCUGCAGGAGCUCUGCGCCCCCGACGGCGCGCCGCCAGGAGUGGUGCCGGUGCUCAGUGCGCACAGCCCUUCGGUGGGCAGCGAGUACUUCAUCCGCCUGGAGGAGCCAGCCGCUGGCCACGACCCCGACUGCUCCGGGUGUGUCCGCCCGGACGACGAUGACUCGGACAGCAGCACCAAUGCUUCGCUGGCCAUGGAACCGCUGCUGGGACGUGCGCCCCCUGCCGGCGGCCUCUGGAGCCACUGGGGCUACAACCAGCGCAGGAGCUGUGCCCGGAUCCCCGCAGGUCCCUCGCGCUCGCCCUCGCCCGAGGCACCAGGCGCCAAGGACACGGACUGGUGUGAGGCUGCCUUCUGUCCCGGCUUCUUCGAGGACCCGCUGUGCGUGUCACCUUCAGGGAGCUCCGGGGCCCGGCCAUCGCCGGGCGGGAAGGUGUCCGAGGAGACGCGAAGGGCCUGGAGCUCCAACGUCAGUACUAACAACAACAGCGGCAGAGGCCGCUGCGCCCCAGAGUCUUGGGGCUCCGGCUGCGAAGACAGCUGCCCUAGCGCAGAGCACAGUCCCCUGGCUGAGCCUGAGGAAGAUCCGGGAGAGCCACUCCUUGGGCCACAGACGGCUUCCCCUGACCAGGAGCCAGGUCACUGCCACAUUGCCCCCCAUCUCGGUCCUGCUGAAGGCCUGGCCUCUACCACCACUCUGUCCCCUUGGGCAGAGGUGGCAGUGAGUGGGGACAGCUGCCCUGAGGCAGAGCCCAGGCUAGCGGAGGAGGCAGGAGGCUCCCAUGAACCCCAGUCACCUCUUCCCUCUGUGCCCUCCCCCUCCCAGGAAGAAGCCCCACUUCCUGCAGAGGAGGCCCCCGACACUCUGUCCACUUCACCCACACCUGCCUCUGGCUGUCAAGACACUGCCACUGAGCCAGCAGGGAACCCCAACCGCCACAGCAUUUCCCCUGAGCUUCAGGUGCCCGGCAGUGAGGACGGAGAAACGACCGAGGGCACUUUGGGUGUCUUCACAGACUUGUCCAGUGAUGGGCCCGAGAAGCUGGACACAGCCCCAGUCGUCCGCUCUCUGCAGAAGCAUGUGGGGACCCCCGAUUCCCUAGAUUCUCUGGACAUUCCAUCUUCAGCCAGUGAUGUUGGCUGCGAGAUCUUCAGCCCGUCGGCUUCUGGUCCCCUUGGUGGGCAGCCCCGAGCCUUGGACAGUGGCUAUGACACUGAGAACUACGAGUCCCCUGAGUUCGUGCUCAAGGAUGCACAAGAGCCACGGGAACCCGAGGCCUUGGAGGAGCUGGUGUCCAAGGACGAGAGCCCUGGGUCGGAGACUGGACUGUCCACCUCCCUGGCUGGCGGCCUCAGCGAGAAGAACCCCUAUCGCGACUCAGCCUACUUCUCCGACCUGGACGCGGAGACUGAGCCCCCCACGGGCACCAAUGACAAGCUUGACUACGUUCCCUGCGCCCCCGCUCUACAAUCAAGACUGGAGAGCCCCACCUCACAGUCUGCACAGAGCUUCCCGGGGCCGGGGCUGCCCGGGGAGGCGCAGGGCGCCGGACCUAGGGAGGCCUCCCCGCCGCCAUCACUUGAGGAAACAUCCCCGGAGCCCAGCGCCUGCCCUGGGCUCCAAGGCCUAGCCGCGGCACCGCCCGCACCCAGCCGCAGUCGCUCCAAGUUUUUCCUGCUGACCCCGGUCCCGCCGGGCUCAGAGAAUGACCUUCCCGAGUCCCAGGAGGUCCCUCAGGGGCGGACAAGAGCGGGGGCAGCAGGCGGGGAGCGGGCCGCGGGCCUGGGAGCCUCCAGAGCCCCGCUCUGCCUGGCCCUGCCGGGUCUGGCCCUCGAGGGUCGGUCAGAGGAGGACGAAGAGGACAGCGAGGACAGUGACGAGUCGGACGAGGAACUCCGUUGCUACAGUAUACAGGAGCCGAGCGUGGAGAGCGAGGAGGAGGCGCCGCCGGUGCCCGUGGUGGUGGCCGAGAGCCAGAGCGCCCGUAACCUGCGCAGCCUGCUCAAGAUACCCAAUCUGCUGUCCGAGGCCUUCUGCGAGGACCUGGAGCGCAAGAAGAAGGCCGUGUCCUUCUUCGACGACGUCACUGUCUACCUCUUCGACCAGGAGAGUCCCACCCGUGAGCUCGGGGAGCCCUUUUCCGGCGCGGAGACGCCUCCCACGUUCCUGGCAGGUGGCCCUGGCUCCCCCAGCGCCCCCGGCAGGCUGCGCCGGGCCGGCGACUCCGCCCCGGAUGUCCCCGCCGCUAAGGAGGGUGGCGUGUUCGAGUGGGACGUCGGCUUUCAGCUGAUGCCGGCUGAGGCGGCCUUGGUGACAGCACUAGGUGCGGGGGCAGCGGAACCCUCGCCGUCGACGCCACCCAAACCGGCCACACCGGGUCCCUUCUCCCGCUUCACCGUGUCGCCCACGCCUGGGUCCCGGUUUUCCAUUACUCACGUGUCCGACUCGGACGUGGGGGCUGUGGGAGGACUGGGCGAAGUCCUGCCCGAGACGCUAGAAGUGACAGUACCGAGGCUUGAGAGCCGGUGGCACCCACCUUGGAGGCUGGCAUUGCCAAAGCUCUGGCCACCAGUCCCAGGCUGCGUUGAGGAUGGCGACCGAAAAUGA
Molecule: messenger RNA, 4161 nt
Organism: Chrysochloris asiatica (Cape golden mole)
Lineage: Eukaryota; Metazoa; Chordata; Mammalia; Afrosoricida; Chrysochloridae
Gene: LMTK1
Product: apoptosis-associated tyrosine kinase
Exons: 15
Coding region: 1-4161 (1386 amino acids)
Biological process (GO): peptidyl-tyrosine autophosphorylation; brain development
Molecular function (GO): ATP binding; protein tyrosine kinase activity
Source: RefSeq, a predicted model, not a curated record